AUGGCGGUUUCUGCGGGAAAGCUCUUCGCGUUUCUGCUCCUGUUCAUUACGGCUGCAGUGGCAGUUCAGGCCUGCACCGAAGAGUGUGCCGGCUGCAACGCCUAUGGGGCUUACUGGAACGGUCAAGGCUGCGGGGAAGACUCGAACCAAGUCUUCUCCGUGACGUUGAAGAACGGGACCGACCACAAGGCCUGCUGCGGAGCUUGCGUUAAGUCCGCGUGCUGCCUCUUCUGGGUGUACGACCCCAGUAAGAACACCUGCAAGGGCUACUCCAACUGUAACCGCAUCGACGGCCAGCCCACGGUGCGUGAGUGGCUCGGCGACUGGAAGGUGCUCGACUUGACCUGCGAGGGCUACUCUGAGCAACCCGACGCACAGAUUGAUUUCCCCGCGUUUCGCAUCAACAACAAGUCGUGGCCCGUAGGAAACAACCCUCAAGUUUACGGCGACUAG
This is a messenger RNA of Klebsormidium nitens, 453 nucleotides long. The record is from the annotation of a GenBank genome assembly. NCBI's taxonomy places the organism in Eukaryota, Viridiplantae, Streptophyta, Klebsormidiophyceae, Klebsormidiales, Klebsormidiaceae.